Haliotis rubra (blacklip abalone) is the source of this 1687-nucleotide messenger RNA. RefSeq lists its product as uncharacterized. The transcript is spliced from 2 exons. The record is from RefSeq and is a predicted model, not a curated record. NCBI's taxonomy places the organism in Eukaryota, Metazoa, Mollusca, Gastropoda, Lepetellida, Haliotidae. The coding region runs from base 233 to 1045 and encodes 270 amino acids.
CCGUCCUCUCUCCGUGUACCUGCCAAGCACUGGCUACGCGCUAACACUAUUGAACACUUUGCCUACCUUUCAGUUGCACUACACACAUGUGUAUUGGUCGGCGGCCAACACAGACCUCAAAGCGUUAUUUGCAUAGCAUUCAAAGGCACGUCACGUGAUCUGCCUUCAUCCUCCCACAAGGCAAGAGACUAUUUAGUCCCAAGUUGGGCAGGUCUUCUCCAUUAGGUGCACGAUGGUGAGCUGGAAGCCUCCCUCCGCCCGGCCCAAGGUAGGUUUCGCAUGGGUACUUGUAAUCACAGCUUGGGCCAGUGUAGCCCACAGUUUAGAAGCAGGCAUCACAGGUCUAGGAUCAGGAGAAAACGAGGACUUAUCGGCAGUGAGUGACAAGCGAGCAGCAUUUAGUGCUUGGGCCGGAAAAAGAGACUUUCUUGAAAACUUUCCUGAAAGUGAUUCUAAAGAAAAGAGGCCGGCGUUUAGCGCUUGGGCCGGGAAAAGAGACUAUAACGAAGGUGAUAAGCGUGCGGCCUUCAGCGCCUGGGCUGGCAAGAGAAGCUUAGGGGAUGAACUUGACAAAAGAGCUGCUUUUAGUGCCUGGGCCGGGAAGAGGGGCACAGGGGAUGAACUUUCACAAGAUAAGAGGGCACCCUUUAGCGUUUGGGCAGGGAAGAGAGAUUUCGAAGGGAGUUUUCCCGAAGGUAAAAGGGCAGCUUUUAAUGCUUGGGCAGGUAAGAGGAGUACGUCGGACGACCAAGAGUUAUCUGGUGAUAAAAGGGCGGCGUUCUCCUCAUGGGCAGGAAAGAGGGACAGUGGAGAUUCUGAGAUUGAAGCCACAGAAGAGUUCGACUCCGACAAGAGGGCUGCCUUCAGCUCUUGGGCUGGGAAGCGAUCAUUAACUGAAGCUCGGCUAAACCUAAAACUGUUGGACUGGUACCUGUCUCGAGCUCUAGCCAAGGUGAUGGAAAAGAGAAAGUUUAGUGUGUGGGCAGGCAAAAGGGACCCAUACAAGAACGUAUUUCGCCGGAGGUUCGGACCCUGGUCCGGCUAACCAACUACAGGAAAUGAAACUGGUUCCAGUGCUUGAUCCGCAUCCCAGAUCACGUGUCACAACGUUCUACCAAUGGCAGGCGUCAGAACAUUGACCAGUGAAACCAGUGCUAGUGAAACAAGGCUCAAUAAUUCUUCGCCUGCCCCGUGAAUCUGUUUACCCAAGUCCGUUCACCAUCCUCGAGGCCAACCGACCCCACGACCACACAGUCUGUUCUGAUCCACUGACAUGAUGUUGUAAAAUCACUGCGACUGCUCUUUUGUAUUAAAACAUCACGUGACCGGAUGUGGUCCAAAUUUUGUUGAACGCUUGUAAGUCUCUAUGGCCUAACAACUAAGUUGUCUCAUUGUGACACAUGAUAUUUAUAUGACUGAUUUAUAAUCACCCGAUGCCAAGGUAGACAUACAUGUAUGUAAACAAGACUUGAUAAAUCGAAGACCAUUGAUUAACCUACUGUCGGGCAUUCGUAUAACAGCUAUGGUGUUUGUACUGAAGUAGGAAGUUAGCUUUGCUCUAACAACUGUCCAUCCCCGGGUAUCUGUAUCACCGCGACCUCUGUCUGGUUUAAAGAUGAUUAUAUUAGAAUAUCUUGCAAAACAUGUCACUAUUUUCUAAAGCUAUAAAUAAAUUACUGUUUGCAUG